Molecule: messenger RNA, 1131 nt
Organism: Miscanthus lutarioriparius
Lineage: Eukaryota; Viridiplantae; Streptophyta; Magnoliopsida; Poales; Poaceae
Source: the annotation of a GenBank genome assembly
AUGGCGUGCCACCUGAGAUCUGCGAGCGUGCCUUCAAGCCCUCGCUCCAACGAGACCGAUGUUGAGGAACAGCUACAGAGCCUGAAGGCAGCCAUCUCAGCGCCUUCAGCCACCAUCGAAACCAUGGUGGAUGAUCUGAGCAAGCUCGGGAGCAUCUUCGACUGCAUAGACGCCCUCACAUGCAUGCCCAUCAGCCAGAGGAAGGCAGUGGAGGAGGAGCUCGAGCGCUCCCUCAUCCUGCUCGACCUCUGCAGCACCGUGCAAGAGAGCUUUGUAGAGCUCAAGGCCAGCGUCCAGGAGAUGCAGUUGGCUCUCAAAAGAGGAGACAACGCAGCUCUCCAGACCAAGAUUCAGUGCUACGUGCGCUUAGCCAAGAAGGCGCAGAAGCUGUUCAAGAAGGUCAACAAGAAGACUGCCUCUGACAUCGAAGGAUGCAGGGUGAUCAAGCUGGUUGCUGAAGCGAGAGAGAUUGCCAUGUCGGUCCUUGAAUCGACGUUGCAUCUCCUGUUGAAGCAAAUUGCAAUGCCGAGUUCUAGCAAGUGGUCACUCAUCUCCAUGUCGUUCCAAAAGAAGAGAAUCAUGUGCGAGGCGGAGCAAUUACAAGGGUUGGAGCUGGACAUUGUUGAUCUUGAGAACGGAGUCGGGACUUUGUUCAGGACAUUGAUCCAGAGCAGAGUUUCUCUUCUCAAUACUCUUAGCUUAGCAUGGAUCUUCAAAGUGACUGCUAAGGAGAGCUUUGGAGAACUCAAGAUGAGCAUCAUGGACAUGCAGAUGGCUCUCAAGAGAGGAGACGAUGCAGCUGUGCAAGUCAUGAUCCAGUCCUACAUCCGAUUGGUGAAGAAAGCACAGAAACAAUUCAAGAAGAUCAGCAAGAAGUCCAUUGCAGCCGAUCAGGAAAACUGCAGGGUCAUCAAGCUAUUGUCUGAAGCCAGAGAGGUUGCGGUCUCCAUGCUAGAAACAUCGUCACGUCUCUUGGCGGUGCCGAGUUCUAGCAAGUGGUCUCUUGUCUCAAAGACAUUCCAGAAGAGGAGAGUUGUGAGUGAGGAGCAAUUGCAGGAGUUAGAGUUGUACAUUCUUGAUGAGAGCGGAGUUGCGGCUUUGUUCAGGAAAUUGAUCCAGAGCAGAGACUGA